This is a messenger RNA of Malassezia vespertilionis, 540 nucleotides long. RefSeq names its product pyridoxal 5'-phosphate synthase (glutamine hydrolyzing). The transcript has 3 exons. The record is from RefSeq and is a predicted model, not a curated record. NCBI's taxonomy places the organism in Eukaryota, Fungi, Basidiomycota, Malasseziomycetes, Malasseziales, Malasseziaceae. Gene Ontology annotation, cellular component: CCAAT-binding factor complex; nucleus. Gene Ontology annotation, molecular function: protein heterodimerization activity; DNA-binding transcription activator activity, RNA polymerase II-specific; RNA polymerase II cis-regulatory region sequence-specific DNA binding. Bases 1 to 540 code for a protein of 179 amino acids. Gene Ontology annotation, biological process: regulation of transcription by RNA polymerase II.
AUGCCGAUCCUUUCUGCGGAUGGCAGAGAAAUGGAGAGCGAAGCUGCUGCGGCUCAGAAGCCGGAUGCGCCGCCCAGCUGGUCGGGAGCGACAUCACAAGAUACGGGCGGGGAGGUGGAAGGCGCAGACUUGCCGAUUGCAAAUAUUUCCAGGAUUAUGAAGCGUUCCUUGCCGGAUAACGGCAAGAUCGCAAAGAACGCAAAGGAAUGCAUGCAAGAAUGUGUAAGUGAGCUUAUCAGCUUCAUCACAUCGGAAGCGAGCGAUCGCUGCGGCAGCGAGAAACGCAAAACAAUCAAUGGAGACGAUAUUCUUUACUCGUUACGCGUUCUUGGCUUUGACAACUACGAACAAGUGUUAAAAGUAUACCUUAGUCGCUAUCGCCAGGCUCAGGAAGAGAACCCACGUCAGCGCCGUCGACGAAACACCAAAACGCGUAUUCCAAACGCGGAUGACGCGUCUGGUAGUGCCGGCACAGCCGGCGAGGAGGAAGACGGUGGUGAGCUCGAUAGCGACGAUGGGGAAGAGGAAGAACAAGAGUGA